Molecule: messenger RNA, 4845 nt
Organism: Anolis carolinensis (green anole)
Lineage: Eukaryota; Metazoa; Chordata; Lepidosauria; Squamata; Anolidae
Product: zinc finger protein 436
Exons: 8
Coding region: 450-2423 (657 amino acids)
Biological process (GO): regulation of transcription by RNA polymerase II
Cellular component (GO): nucleoplasm
Molecular function (GO): DNA-binding transcription repressor activity, RNA polymerase II-specific; RNA polymerase II cis-regulatory region sequence-specific DNA binding
Source: RefSeq, a predicted model, not a curated record
CCUGCUUUUCCUUCUGGCCGAGUUCCUUCUCUCUUGCUGCCCAUCUAGACUGUGGGAAGCUUCCUUUCUUCCUUCCUUCCUUCCUCCCUUCUGGGUGAGGCGGAGGGGAGCUCUAGGACUAGGGAGUCCUUUGGGGUCCCAGCUGGCCCUCUUUGGCAAGGGAGGCUCAAGGCCUUGUGAAACUACAAUUCCCAAGGUCCCCUCCCCUUUAGCCACGGUUCUGCAGGAAGAAUCUCACUGUUCAGCUCAGGAAUAUAUCUCCACGCUGCUGGAAAUGCCUGUAUUGAGUUGUUCCAUUGAGUAAGGAAAGACCUGCAGCCCUUUGCCCCUGCACAUUCAAAGCAAGAACCAAAGUUUGGCUUGAAGGGAGGAAGGGGAGGAAGGAGCUGAAUCCUGCAAGUCUGCAGCUGGAACUAGGAACGCCAAGAAAAGGAGGGAAAGCUGGAAGCAUGGUACAGUCUGAACAUGUGACCGAAGGGCUACAGUGGAAAGCACCAGAAGAAGGCAACAACCUUCCAGGUAAAGGGAUGCAGCAGCACUGGGAAGCCCAAUGGCAGGAGUUCCUGAAGACCCUCCAGUCACCUUCCUGGGCAUGGGGAAGCCUUUCGCCAGCAGAGGAGACACCGUGGGACGAGGCCAAGGCCUUCCUGGCCUCCUUUGAGCAAGUGGCCAAAGCCUGUCGGUGGCCAAAGGAAGAGUGGGCGGCCCGGCUGAUGCCCGCUUUGAGCGGAGAAGCAGAGCAGGCCUUUCUGAGCCUGGAAGCCAGAGACAGAGAGGAUUAUGGGAAAGUGAAGGCAGCCAUCUUGAGAGGAGAGACCCUGAGAGCGGAGCUGCAGCGCCAGCAUUUCCGGCAGUUCUGCUGCCAAGAGGUUGAGGAUCCGCGAAGGGUUUACAGCCAAGUCCAGGAGCUUUGCAGUCGGUGGCUGAAGCCGGAGAGACGCAGCAAGGAGCAGAUCCUGGAGCUGCUGGUCCUGGAGCAAUUCCUGGCCAGUCUUCCCCAAGACCUGCAAGGAUGGAUCCGAGGCGGAGGGCCGGAGACCUGUUCCCAGGCUGUGGCCCUGGCAGAGGACUUCCUCCUCAAGAGGCAGCAAGAGGCCGAUUCCGCCAGGUGGCAGGGACUGUCGCAGGAUGUGUGUGUUGGUUCCCUGGAGGCAGAAAGGAAGUCACCAGGUGCUGCUCAGGGACAGAUCUGUGAAGAAGCCAAGCCGGUGAAGGAUGCCGAGAUCCCUUUGCUAGGUGGUGGAAUCAAAGUCCCAAGUCCUUCCAUUUCAGUGUUUCCUCCUGAAGGACAAGUGAAGACAGAAGCUGGGCUUGGUGAGGGUCUGUUGGAUUGCCAUGACACAGGCGCCUCUUUGCACACGGUUGAGCGGACACUGCCCCAGCCGGGCCAACAGACAAUCUUUUGGCAAGUCCUGCAGGAGGAGGGCGGAAACGUCCAGACAUUGGGUGAGGGGAAGGCAACUUUGCUUAAAGUGGAGGUGUCUCAGCAUGGAGGGGAUGAGCUGGAGGAGAGGCCCGGGGCAGUGCCACUCAUAAACCAAGGGGACGGACUGUUGACGGCGGAGACCUGUGGAGAAAGAAGUGCUAAAAAGAGAUGUUGGAUCAAGACAGAGGAUUCUGAGCAGGGGGAAUCUUUGCCAAAGGAAAGUCACAAUGUGCUGGCAGAAACUUUGCAUCAGAGUGUCCCCAUGGCACCCGAAAUCCAUGACCCCAGAUAUGGGUUUGAGAGACAACAGAAGAGAAAGCUACCAGAUGAGGAACAUGAGGAACCAAGUGAGCUGACCCUAAGUCUUAAAUGUGCUGCUAAUGAAACCUCCCAAGUGCCCAUAGAAGGAGGAAAGACCUUGUUUCCCAAGCAUGGAAGAAAAUAUUGCUACAAAUCUGAUCUUGGGGUCACAGGUCUGGUGGAAAACCCUAUAGGAUGCCCCAUGAGGCAGGAAGAUAUCCGGACGACAUCAUUUCUCAGUCAGCCUCAGGAAACCCUUAAAGGAAAGAACCUGCAAGUCAUUUCCAAAUGUGGGGAAAGUCCCCAUCAAAGAUAUGUUUCUGUUCAACACCAGAAUACACACCCAGAAAAGAAACCUUAUGAGUGUCUGGCGGAUCAGAGAAGCUUUAGACACAAACAAACUUUGAAGAAGUAUCGGAAGGGUGAUUCAAGGAGAGAAUUGUUUAUAUGCACUCUCUGUGGGAAAAGCUUUACUUUUAGAGGGAAAUUAACCAUACAUCAGAGAAUCCAUACUGGAGAGAAACCGUACAAAUGUCCUAUGUGUGGGAAGAGUUUUAACCGCAGUGGGAACUUUAAGAGACACCAGAGGAUUCAUACUGGUGAAAAACCAUACGGAUGCCCUUGGUGUGGGAAGUGUUUCAGUCAGAAAGAAAAUUUGACUCGUCAUCAGAAGAGCCAUGCUGGAGAGCAAAGCUGACAGUAUAUCUGAGAAUUCCAGAUGGAGAUAUUUCAAAAGGACCAAGUUCGGGAGGAAUUUCAGAAUUUUUUCCUGAUUUUCCACCCUGGUAUAUCUGAAAAUCAUUCUUCUUCAAUGUUUGUCCUGCUUUAUGGUGGGGUCCACUUUACUGGUUUAUGGCACCAUUUCAUCUGGUUGUGUGCCUGAUCAGGGUGUAUGCCAGCAGUCUUCAGGUCGUUGUGCAACGUUUCCAGCUGGGGUUGUAAAUCAUUAAUAUUGUUGAUCUCUUUGUAAGCAGAUACUUUUCAGGGGUAGAGCAGUGUUUGAAGAGGACUGUCACUGUCACUAUAUUUUGUUAUUACAGAUGCUAUUUUAUCACCCUGAUAAAAGAUCCUUGAGAAGCAGCAAGGUAGCCAGUAUGUGUUUCUUAUGGUGCUGGAUUUGUUACAUGCCAUUAAAGGGACUCAACCUUCAAGACAUUGAGAAUAUUGAAUUGUGCCUUUUUCAUCUUCUUACUAAAGAGGAGACUGGCCUUGAACACUAAGCAUAUGUCAUGGAACUGAAUAAACAUUUACUUUUGUAAGACUUGCUUAUUUGCAGAUCUGUAUUGGAUUAAACCAUUGUUGUCAUUGCUGGAUUUUUGCAAGUAAUGUUGAUUAGGGCAGCUUUAGAUGGUCUUAAAGUCUUUUGUCCUUUGAAGCACAAGAUUGUCCCUUUUUAACAGAGAGAUGACGUGGAAGAGAAUGAAAAAAGGAGGGCUGUGUCUUCAGUGCCCCGAGUAACUUUCCAGAUGAUUAGUUGGAGCAGCUUUUGUAUAAAUUAGCCACGUUUGUUUUUCAUUUCCUAAUCCCAGGUUUAAUGUAGAAAGCUCAAAUGUAAAGUGGGGUUGAUGUAUCAGUACACAUAAAUACGCAUACACUUAAGUGAUCCAAGCUGAGGAAAGACAUUUUGCAUCGGAUGGAAAACAAGAGGAAGCAGGAGGGAAGGCCAGGUGGUACAUAUUAGGAAAGCAGUGGCCAGAAAAAAGACAAAUGUCCUUUUUCUUCAGGUGAUGAAAAGGGAUGUUGGAAAGAGAUGAAGAUAUCUCAGCAGAUGGAAUCAUCACCAGUAAAAGCAUCUCCGAGGAGCUUACUUUUGGGACCACAGUUCUUCUCACUCACAGAAGACAGAGACCGUUCAGGAUUCAUAAGACGGGAUCCCACCUCAGAGAUCAGGAGUCGAAGUCGAAGAAGUUAGUGGAGACAAAGAGGAAACAUACCAAAAGGUGGUGAUAGCAAGGCCUCCACAGACAUGGAGAAUCAUUUUUUUCUCCAUUUAUGAGGGAAAAUACCGCAAUGUGUCAAAUGAGUUUGUUGAUCUAAACCCAAGGAAGAAAGAUGCUGAAUGUCCUGAAGAUGGAGAAAGAUGCAAGAGCCACGGACAGUCUUUACAGAGAUACCAAAGUGUUCCUACGGGAAGGAAACUGCAUAAAUGUCCUACUAGUGAGAAUGGUGUCAAAUUUAGAGUGCAACUAACAAACCACCAGCAAAGUCACAUUGGACCAAUGUUCUUAGUGCGAGAAAUGCUUCAGCCAGAAAGAUAAACUGGUGAAACACCAGCUAAGCCAUACCAAGGGGUGGGGGGGAUCUGUAAAUGCUCUCAGUUUGACAAAUGUUUCACUCUGAAAUCUAACUUAAAGACACACCAAAGAAUUUAUACUGGAGAGAGUCCUUAUGGAUAUUCACAGUGUGGCAGGUGUUUCGCUCAGAAAUCUAACUUGAAGAACCAUCAUACUGGAGAGAAACCCUAUGAAUGCUCUCAGUGUAGCAAGUGUUUCAUUCAUAGAGUCAGAUUGUAGAGGUAUCAAAGAAUUCAUACUGAAGAGAGUCCAUAUGAAUGUUCUCAAUGUGGGAAAUGCUUCUGUCAGAGCCCACAUUUGAGUGGCCACCGCAAAAUCCAUACUAGAAAGAAACCCUAUUGUACCCCGAAUGUGGAAGAGGCUUCCCUUGGCAAUAUCUGUUGAAUAGACACCAGAGAGUGAGUGAGAAGAAUUGUUAUCCAAAAGGUGCACUGAUGAAACAUUAAUAUUUUUGAAGGGUGCUGAGAUAAUGUGUACUCCAUAGUCUGUAGGCCACUGCAAGGUGGGGGGGAAUUGGAAGCCAUCCUUCCUUAAAGGCCUCCCCCAGCAGCAGGUUCAAAUGGUAGACCAGAUUCCUGCUGAGAAACAAUAAUUUUAUAAGUCAAGAUGGACAGUUUUAAAAUACAGAUAAGUGGGUGUUACACAAGUGUUGCCAUUUUUUUUUUUUGCUUUUUUAGCAUCCAGGACCCCCUAUGAAAGCGAAAAACAGAAGGCAAAACUUUAAAAGAGGAAAAGAGUGAAAAUGAACUUGAUUAUAGAAGAAAUUAAGAGGAGAGAACAAGAAUAAUGUUAUAUGCAGACAAUAAUAAAAGUAAUUCUAGUGAC